AUGGCGGGGUUUGCUGAGGUGUGGGAGGGAGAGCAAGGGGCAGAGUCAGAACAUUUGAGGAACAUAGAGAACAGACAUGUGGACGCCAAGGAGGAAAAGCGGGGGGAGUUGGGGGAGGGCCGGGGCUCCCCGCCCACCUUGACUUCUUUCCUUGGUCAGGCCAAAGAGGCUGAGAGUGGAAUCCAAAAACGGAAGAAAGAGAAGGAGGAGAAAGAGGAAGAGGAGGCAGCAGCGGGGGCAUGGAUGGGAGAGGAGGCUCCAAGGAAGGCCCGGGAUGAGGGCCCCGUGGAGACUAAGCUAGAGUUGCACCCGCUACUGAACAGGUGGGCUCUGUGGUUCUUCAAGAAUGACCGCAGCCGGGCCUGGCAGGACAACCUGCAUCUGGUCACCAAGUUUGACACCGUGGAGGACUUCUGGGCGAUGUACAAUAACAUCCAGCUGGCCAGUAAGCUGUCUUCCGGCUGUGACUACGCCCUGUUCAAGGAUGGCAUUGAGCCCAUGUGGGAAGACAACAGGAAUAAGCGGGGUGGCCGCUGGCUGGUCAGCCUUGCCAAGCAGCAGCGCCACAGCGAGCUGGACCGCCUGUGGCUGGAGACACUGCUGUGUCUGAUCGGGGAGAGCUUUGAGGAGCACAGCCGGGAGGUGUGUGGGACUGUCAUCAGCAUCCGAACCAAGGGGGACAAGAUUGCCGUGUGGACGAGGGAGGCAGAGAACCAGCAGGGCGUGCUGCACAUUGGGCGUGUCUACAAAGAGCGCCUGGGCCUCUCCACAAAGACCAUCAUUGGGUACCAGGCCCACGCAGACACGGCCACCAAGAGCAACUCCCUAGCCAAGAACAAAUUUGUGGUGUGA
Hippopotamus amphibius kiboko is the source of this 852-nucleotide messenger RNA. RefSeq names its product eukaryotic translation initiation factor 4E family member 1B (gene EIF4E1B). Gene Ontology annotation, molecular function: translation initiation factor activity; RNA 7-methylguanosine cap binding. The transcript is spliced from 7 exons. Lineage: Eukaryota; Metazoa; Chordata; Mammalia; Artiodactyla; Hippopotamidae. Gene Ontology annotation, biological process: translational initiation. The record is from RefSeq and is a predicted model, not a curated record. Bases 1 to 852 code for a protein of 283 amino acids. Gene Ontology annotation, cellular component: cytoplasm; eukaryotic translation initiation factor 4F complex.